Acanthoscelides obtectus is the source of this 905-nucleotide messenger RNA. NCBI's taxonomy places the organism in Eukaryota, Metazoa, Arthropoda, Insecta, Coleoptera, Chrysomelidae. The record is from the annotation of a GenBank genome assembly.
UCCCGUGUGUCAUCUUGAACUAUAAUUAUUAUAACCGCGGUACAUAAUACGGAAAUUUUGGUUAUUCGCUUGGAUUUGAUUUUUGUUUACGAGGUUUUUGUGUUGUCAAAAUGGAACGUCGAGUCUCAGCAUCGCAAAUCGAUGAGCUACUUGACUUCUUAGAAAGUCAUCCUAGCUUAGCCAAGGGUAGUGUUGGGCUUGGGGGAAGAUCAAAACAGACAAUUGAAAGAAAGUGGGACGAAUUAGCAAUAUGUAUGAAUGCUCAUGGUACUGGAGCUACAAAGAAUGGACAACGCUGGAGAAGGUACUGUAUUGACCUUAAACAUAGGGUAAAAUCUAGAGCUGCUCAAUAUAGACAGGAUGCUACAGGUAUUGGUGGAGGGCAUGCUAAUGUGGAGAGCUCAUCUAAAGUAGAUAGGAGGAUUAUGGCUAUAUUGGGACAAGCACCAAUAUUUGGAGACACAGAGCAUCAAGUCCCAUUUGGUGAUUUCAUUGUUCAGCCAGUAGUGAUUGUGGAAGAACAAAUUGAAAAUAUAUCAGAACCAUGUCCUUCAAAAUCAGCUGUUCAGCCAGCACCAGAAAUGGAACCAAAAAUAGAAACGCCAUCUGGUGCAACAAGCCCUCUUUCACGACGCCCAACAAAGAAACGACGUUUAAGCCCAAGAUAUCACAAGAGAAUCAAUAAGGACUGGGUCAUUGAGUUGGAAGAAAAGAGGGUUGAAGCUGAAGGAAAACUUCUCAGUGCAGCACUGGUGAUGGCAGAAGCAAGUCGCAUACAGGCAGAAGCAAGUCGCAUGCAGGCAGAAGCAAGUCGCAUGCAGGCAGAAGUGGCACUAAUGCAAAUGAAAAUCGCACAAGAAAUGUCGCCAAACAUGUCUAAACUGAUAGAAAUUCUGAAAAAAUAA